AUGCGUCCUUGGACCCUCCUGACCCUCCUCUUCGCCGCCCUAGCAAUUGCCUCCCCGGCCGAGACUGCCGCCGACGACGGUGUCCUCGCGAAAGAUGCAAAUCCCAAGCGAGGACCCCAACCGGGCAAGGGCGGUCCCAAUAGCGGGUGCAAACCCCAGUACCAUGAUUGCUUGAGGGUAAGUGCUGCGUUCUCGAACAACUGA
This is a messenger RNA of Penicillium lagena, 204 nucleotides long. RefSeq lists its product as uncharacterized. The transcript has a single exon. The coding region runs from base 1 to 204 and encodes 67 amino acids. The record is from RefSeq and is a predicted model, not a curated record. NCBI's taxonomy places the organism in Eukaryota, Fungi, Ascomycota, Eurotiomycetes, Eurotiales, Aspergillaceae.